AUAGUUAUAUCCCUUCUCCCCUUCUCGAACGCAAAGCACCCUCUGCUCUUCUCUCUCGAUCGAAUUGUAUUGGAACGGAGAGCCUCGCAAAGUAUAGGUACAUGGGCCGCUCCUUAAGCGACUCCUCCGGAGCCUUCAGCGAAUGCAACAGCGACUGCUCCGGCGAGUUCUCCCCCACCUCCACCGGCGGCGCCGCCCACCACCGCCUUCUCAUCUCCUGCGCUGCCGACUACUCCGACGAUGUCGUCCGCGACCUCAUCUCGGACCUCGAAUCCCCCUCCGUCCCCAUCGAAUCCCAGAGACACGCCGCCAUGUUCCUCCGACUCCUCGCUAAGCACAGCUCGGAGAACCGCCUGAAGAUCGCCCGUGCCGGCGCCGUCCGCCCCCUCGUCGCUCUUCUCUCCCACGCUGACCCCCAGCUCCAGGAGCACGGCGUCACCGCCAUCCUCAACCUCUCCAUCUGCCCCGAGAACAAGGAUCCCAUCGCCGCCGCUGGCGCCAUCCGGCCCCUCAUCCUUGUCCUCAAGACCGGUACCCCCGCCGCCCGCGAGAACGCCGCCUGCGCCCUCCUCCGCCUCUCCGAGAUCGAGGAGCACAAGAUCGCCAUCGGCCGCUCCGGCGCGAUCCCCCACCUUGUCAACCUCCUCGAGACCGGCGGCCAGAGGGGGAAGAAGGACGCCUCCACGGCGCUCUUCUUGCUGUGCUCCACUCGGGAGAACAAGAUCCUAGCCGUCAAGGACGGGAUCGUGCGGCCGCUGCUGGAACUGAUGGCGGAUCCGGGGUCCGGGAUGGUAGACAAGGCGGCGUACGUGCUGAACUCGGUGGUGGCGGUGGCAGAGGGGCGGACGGCGGCGGUCGAAGAGGGGGGGAUUCCGGUGCUCGUCGAGAUGGUGGAGGUCGGCACCCAGCGACAGAAAGAGAUCGCGAUGUUGACGCUCCUCGAGAUCUGCAAGGAGAGCGUCGCCUACCGGACGAUGGUCUCCCGUGAGGGCGCCAUCCCGCCGCUCGUCGCGCUCUCCCAGUCCGGCGCCACCCGGGCCAAACAGAAGGUGGAGGAGUUGAUUGAGCUGUUACGGCAGCCGAGAGCAGCGGAGGGCGGGGAAGGGCGGCGGAGGAGGGGAUGAGGAGGCCGGCGGCGCGGCGCGGUGCCACGUGGCGGGUUUUUGUCGAUUGGAUGGGAUGGGAUCAUGGUGCUGGGUCGUUUGGAUGUAAAUAUAUAUGGGACCGAGAGUGAGUGUACAUUUCUUUCUGGAGUCCUGAAAGGGAUACUCAAAGUGAGUGUGUUGAGGUUUGGCAAGCGCGGUUGUGAAAAGAAUAAUUUCAGAAUUUAACUCCUAUAACAUUGUGAAUUUGUGAUACUGUUUGAUA
Molecule: messenger RNA, 1368 nt
Organism: Elaeis guineensis (African oil palm)
Lineage: Eukaryota; Viridiplantae; Streptophyta; Magnoliopsida; Arecales; Arecaceae
Molecular function (GO): protein binding
Source: RefSeq, a predicted model, not a curated record